Messenger RNA from Ahaetulla prasina, 990 nucleotides. Its product is annotated as nuclear transport factor 2-like. Gene Ontology annotation, biological process: protein import into nucleus. Lineage: Eukaryota; Metazoa; Chordata; Lepidosauria; Squamata; Colubridae. The coding region runs from base 6 to 389 and encodes 127 amino acids. The record is from RefSeq and is a predicted model, not a curated record. The transcript has 4 exons. Gene Ontology annotation, cellular component: nuclear pore central transport channel.
GCAAAAUGGCAGAAAGACCUAUGUGGGAGCAAAUUGGAACAAGUUUUGUACAGCUGUAUUAUCAACAGUUUGAUACCAAUAGGGAACAAUUAGGUGCCCUUUAUACAGAUGCUUCCUGUUUGUCUUGGGAAGGUCAGCAGUUCCAAGGAAAAGCUUCAAUUAUGGAAAAAUUGAUGACUCUUCCUUUCCAAAAAAUUCAGCAUAAUAUAACAUCCCAGGAUCAUCAGCCAGCUCCUGACAAUUGUAUCCUUAGUAUGGUUGUGGGCCAAUUGAAGGUGGACAAUGAUCCAGUAAUGGGAUUCCACCAGAUGUUUGUUCUCAAAAAUAUGAAUGACAAAUGGGUUUGUUCUAAUGACAUAUUUAGGUUGGCUCUGUAUAAUUUUGCCUGAAAUUUCUGCUCUUGCUUUACACACUACAAAUAUCAUAUUAAUGUUGGCUUUAAGUGUGUCGGAGUUAUUUUCUUUCUGUAACUGCAACUGAAAAGCAUUUCUCUCCUAUUGAAAUAAUUUAAAAUAGUUGCAGUAUUACAUAUCCUUUAAUGUAAAACAUUUAAUACUUUGUAAGAAAAUAGUUUGUCCAUUUUAACUGUAUGAAGCUUAUGGAGAUAACUGUAUCAGGGCAUACACAUUUCUUAUACAAACAACAGUUUGGCAAUAAAAUAACCUGCAUGCAGUUUUAGGGAACCAAAAAGAAUUGUUGUCUAAAUAGCAUUUUUUAUCACGUGAUUCAAAUUUAAUAAUGUUUUCAUUUUAUUUCUUAAUGUGAUGUUUACUCAGAAAAAGAAAUCCUUGUUUGUUGGCAAAUGUUCUGUAGCCAUGUACAUGUAGAUGUUAAUUCAUGUAAGGGUGUUAGUGAUAUAACAAAGCACAUAACUGAAAACUGAAGCUAACUAAACUGAUAUUGUAAAUCACCAUAAGAAAAAGAAAUACGAUCAAUGGGUCUCCCUCCUAUAUUACAAAAUUCAACCCGAGUGCCAAGAUGAAAACUUCC